AUGCAUACCAGGGGCAGGUUUAGUCUCUUAUCUUCUGGAAUCUCGUGUCUCGUAUUUUAUGGAGAGCCGUGUAUACAACCAUUAUCUGAAGGUGAAGGAAAUUCCAAACUUGAACGUUUUUAUUUUGAUUCAAUAAAACGUCGUUGUCGCCCAUUUAUUUAUCGUGGAGCUUUGGGAAAUGCUAAUAAUUUUUUGUUUGAAAAUGAUUGUGAAUAUGUUUGUUCUGCAUUUAUCCAUCCAAAUCCCUGUUCUCACGGCCAUCCUCUACCUAUAGAUGAAUAUAAUAACAACCAACCCUUAGUUUGUGGCAAUAGUGAAUUGAUUGAUUUUAGUUUAUCCGAUGCUUCUUUAAUAUCUUCUGGAUGCCCUAGUGGUUAUUGGUGUCAUGUUGGAUCUUCUCCAGACACCACAAAUUGUUGUCCACAUACACCUACUAUGUCUGGCAGUAACAAUAAUGUUUGUGAUUUAAAAUUGGAAUUGGGUAAUGGGACGGAAAGACUCGACCGUUGGUAUUUUGAUUCUUCAGUUCGAAAAUGCCGUCGGUUUUGGUAUACAGGUCUAAAAGGAAAUAGAAAUAAUUUCCUUUCACGUGAACAUUGUCAACAAAUAUGUGAAGAUAAUACAAAUAUUUUAAUACCUGAUGAUAUUUUACAACAACAGGGGCAAAUUAAUGGAAAAUGGUUACCAAAAAUUUUAUUUUCUAAAAAAAGAAAUUUUUGUUUGCGAGGAGAGCCUUUAAUUAAUUCUUUUGAUGGAAAUUUAAUAAAAUGUGGAAGAGAAGAAAAAGAAGGGGAAAAUGAUAAAGAGGAUGGAGAAGAUAUUGAGAAUAAUAAUAAUUGCCCUAAUACCCAUUAUUGCCAUAUUGGAAAUUCUAUUGAAGAGAGUGGUUGUUGUCUUAAAUCUGGAAUUGAUCAUUGUCUUCUUCCAUUAAAUAGAGGAGUAAAUACUGGACAAUGGCAAGUUCGUUGGCAUUUUAAUGUUGCAACUGGUAAUUGUGAAGUAUUUGAUUAUGCCGGGAUUAGAGGAAAUGAAAAUAAUUUUCUUUCAAAAAAACAAUGCGAAAAAUCUUGUAUUGAGAAUAAAAAAAAUAAAAAGCUUUGUCCACAUGGGGAACCUAAAUUAGAAAGUAAUGGAAGAACUUUAGAACAUAAACAGUGUGGAUUAAAUUCUUCUGUUAAUACAGACUGUGGAGAGGGAUUUUUGUGUCAUUUAAACACUGAAGGGGAAAUUGGGAUUUGUUGUGAGGUAAUUUGUGGGGGGAAAUUACUAAAUAUUUAUUUGAAAGGGGAAAAUAAUCCAUGUCUUUUUUUAUCAGAAUAUUUUGAUGGGUUUAGGUCGACUUUAAUUUCAACCUUUAAGUAAAAACUUCUAUUUACUCCACUUAUUUUGAU
Molecule: messenger RNA, 1391 nt
Organism: Meloidogyne enterolobii
Lineage: Eukaryota; Metazoa; Nematoda; Chromadorea; Rhabditida; Meloidogynidae
Source: the annotation of a GenBank genome assembly